This is a messenger RNA of Paecilomyces variotii, 525 nucleotides long. RefSeq names its product UPF0041 domain protein. Gene Ontology annotation, cellular component: mitochondrial inner membrane. Gene Ontology annotation, molecular function: pyruvate transmembrane transporter activity. Gene Ontology annotation, biological process: pyruvate import into mitochondria. Lineage: Eukaryota; Fungi; Ascomycota; Eurotiomycetes; Eurotiales; Thermoascaceae. The record is from RefSeq and is a predicted model, not a curated record. The transcript is spliced from 4 exons. Bases 1 to 525 code for a protein of 174 amino acids.
AUGUCGACCUCUCGCGUUGGUUUGCGCUUUUUCCAGAACACCAGAGCUGCGUUCCGUAACGCCUCUGCUCCUUUCCGCAGACAGGGCCGUCGGUUCCAGAGCUCAGAGGCUGGAGCGGCGCAGGAGCAGCAGAGCACUUUCCAGCGUCUAUGGAACAGCCCUAUUGGCGUCAAGACGGUGCAUUUCUGGGCUCCCAUGAUGAAGUGGGCUCUCGUUAUCGCAGGUAUUUCCGACUUCGGUCGUCCAGCUGAGAAGCUGUCUUUGACUCAGAACGGUGCCCUCAUGGCCACGGGUGCCAUCUGGACCCGAUGGUGCCUGAUCAUCAAGCCUCGUAAUGUUCUUCUUGCUACCGUGAACUUCUUCCUGGGAUGCGUCGGUGUCGUCCAGGUCACCCGUAUCUUCCUCUGGAAACGCAGCCAGGCCGGCUCUACAGCUGAGGCUGCCAAGGAGAUCGAGCACGAAGUGGUCGACUCCGCCAAGGCAGUCGAGAAGGCCGCCGAGGGAGCUCUGAAGAAGAGCAACUAA